This is a messenger RNA of Cryptotermes secundus, 2193 nucleotides long. RefSeq lists its product as uncharacterized. The record is from RefSeq and is a predicted model, not a curated record. The coding region runs from base 80 to 1822 and encodes 580 amino acids. NCBI's taxonomy places the organism in Eukaryota, Metazoa, Arthropoda, Insecta, Blattodea, Kalotermitidae. The transcript has 4 exons.
UCUGAUGCAUUUUCAUCCCUGAUUCGACCAAGCGGAAGCUCAGUGCACGCAGUGUUACAAGCGGUGUAAGAGUGGGAAGAUGGAAACUGAUGAGAAUAAUGCAGAAUGUGCAAAUAAUCAUGAUACAAGUAAUGAGACCAAACAGGAACCAGAAAGUGCGAGUAACAUUCGUAGCAAAGAAGAAGUUGUUGGGAUUCAAGAGGGAUUCCAAGCUAAGAUAUUUGCUUUAGAACUGUUGGGUCCAUGUGUGUAUGGAGCUAUGGAAGAUGUCAAAUUUGGGACAAGCAGAGAUGAAUGUGCUGCAUCAGGUGUUGAUGUUCCCAUAGACACACACAUUCAGGGCAGUCCAAAUGGUGCACAUUCUUUCGCUCUCCAUGAUAGUUUAGAAGACAUCAUUGAUCAUGAGGAAUGCAUUGGUGAUGGAGGUGGAGAACAGGAAGCUACUCUGAAGAUUGACACCAUCAUGGCAUCACCUGGUGAUUCUUGUGCCAGUUGUCCAGUGAAGCUAGAGAGUGCUCAGUCACAGGGAAUUGCUGAUGACAGUGGAAACAUUAGUACUAUUGAAAAUGAGCGUGAGAAUGAACACAAAGGUAAAAUAGGACCUUUUAAGAACACUACAAAUAACACUGAAUUAAAAAGGGAAUCUCAUUCAGGAAGUUCAGAGGUAAAUGGGAACGAUGUUUAUCUGGAAAGAAUGUCUACUGGACUUACAGACACAUAUUCUCGUGUUACUGCACAGACCGAGAACAAAAUUCAGUCAUGUUUAAAGAAAUCGGAAUUGCCUGUUAAAAAGAGAGUUUCAUUCAAGACUGGUCAUCAUAGUACUGAAACAAGACAAACGGAACACAGAUGUGAUAUAGGAAGUCUAGCAAUGAAAGGGUCCAUAAGACAUCCAGUCAUUGCAAAAUUAGGGAGAAAAGUGAAACUAGAACUGGAAAGGAUAAGUUUACCUUUGAAAGGGGAGUGCCACAAUGCAACUUCAGUUGGUGCCAAACUUUCUAACAGGGAUGUACAAAGAACUGUGAAGACAAAGAAAUCUGUAUUGGAUACUGGCGAUAUCAGGUCCUCAAAGAGAUAUAAGACAGUGAGUUUAAUUUCAAACAAAAAUGUGUUCACAGAAAACAGAUCUAUCAUGAAACGCAAUAGACACAGUAAAUCAAAACGAAGAAAAUCAGCUCCUGUAAUCAAAAGAAACAAACAGUUCAGUGAGGUAUGUGACUGUGAAGUUAAGUUAGAAAGACUGUCACCAGAAUUUCUGAGAAGAGCUUUAUCCGGACAGAAGAAACAACAAAGCGUAGAAACAAGGUCCAUGACACGGGUACACCAAAGACAUAAGACUGGCAAUUCAUUUUAUUUUCAGAAGCCUGAAGACACAAAUAAUGGUACAAAAGAAAAGACUGAUGGAAGUUUUAAAAUGGAGAUUAUUGAUGAUACGUGGGGAAGUGAUAGGAUCGACGCAUGGGGAAAUGUAAGAUACCUCUUAAAAGGACACAGUAAUCUCAGUGAAUGUGAGGAAGACUGGUAUGGUUGGUGGGUACGUGUUGAUUCUCUCCACAAAUUCUGUGAUGCUCACCUUUAUAGUAUAUCAGAUGGUGUGACAGACUCUCGCAUCAUGGUUUGGGAUAAUACAUUUGAAGCAAAGCCAGCUCCUCAGAACAAUACAGUUCGAGUACCAGAGCAAGCAGAAUAUGCACAUGAAGAAAGUCAAGACACGGACGAAGAUUGGGCUGGUUGGAAGGUGCUCUGUAUAGAGAAAAGCGUAGCAGAUGUGGAUUCCUUUGGUUUUUCAGAUGAGGAGGCGGGUGAUUUUUAUGGAUGGUGAAUUAUUCAUAUUCCAGAAAUCACAUGUCCAAACAUGUUAGGCUGUGAGUUUGUAUACAGCCAGUUCAUUUAUCCCAGAGUCUUGUGGAGCAUUUUUCACUUGGGAGGAGGGCGUUGAUUGCCUAGUAAGGAUUCUAAUGUCAUCACACAAUUACAAACUGGUAACAAUUUCAUAUCAGUGGCAUCCAAUUUUCCCUUUCAUUGCCAUGGUGUAAAUAAUUGUAUUUGUUUUAUAGCUGGAAGAUUUUUAUACAGUCUCAAACUGGUCUCACAGAACUCCUUAACUCAUUGCAGACGGGCGAUUUAAAUAUUUAAAUCACCCUGGGGCCGCCAUUAUUAAACCUACUAUCCCAACUUGUGCACUGUUCACUU